AUGCAUGCAUGCCUGGUUGCUCUCCUGACAGUGAGAGUGGCAGCAGCCUUGCAGCUGCCAGCGCUGCACAGACGGCAUAGGUCACUGAAACAUGCGUCGCAGCAACCUCCUUUGAGACGCCAGCGGCACGUGCGCUAUGCCGACGAGGCCGUCGCCCCCGCGCCGCGCGCCUCGAAGGCGCAAUGGGCGCAACUGAGAGAGCUCGUAAGGAAGGACUGGCCGCUCCUCGGCGCCGCUUCUGUGGCACUCACAGGAGCAGCACUCGCAGACGUCGCCGUUCCCCACUACUCGUCGGGAGCGCUCACGGCCGUCGUCGCCAAGGACGCUGCUCGUGUGCGCGCGCAGCUCUGGGGGUUGUCGAUAGCGAGCCUCGCGUCUGCCACUUUCACAGGUGUCAGAGGAGGCCUCUUCUGGCUCGCGGGCACGCGCGUCGUCACCCGUUUAAGGUUGGCGCUCUUCGGCGCCAUGCUGCGCCAGGAUAUUGCCUUCUUCGACUCUACAAGUACGGGCGAGCUCGCGUCGCGGUUGUCUGGCGACGCGGCCAAGGUUUCGGAUGUCGUGUCGUUCAAUCUGAACAUCAUCGCGCGCCAGACGCUGCAAGCAAUUGGGGGAUGCGUCUACCUGGUGGCGCUCGAUCCGCCGCUCGCCGCGCUUAGCUUGUGUGGCAUGGCGCUCGCAUCCUUCCUCACGGACGCCUACGGCCGACUCUCCCGGAAGUACUCCAGAGAGACGUCCGACCGCCUCGCGGCGACGGCGUCGACGGCGGACGAGGCCAUGCGCAACGUGCGCGUCGCGCGGGCCUGCGGCGCGGAGCCGGCGCUGUACGGUGCAUACGAGCGCCAAAUUGCGCGGCUUGAGCAAGUUCAGGACCGCGCGGGCCUCGUCUACGGCCUCUCGCGCGUCGCGCUCGGCGGCUGCAAGGGGCUGGCGGCGGUGGCGACGAUGGCACUCGGCGCGAAGCGGGUCGCCAGCGGCGCGCUCGCGCCGGACGCCAUGGUGCGGUUCGCGUUCUACGCCGCGUUCGUCAACGGGGCCGCUUUUGAUGUUGGCGACCAGCUCGCCCGGGUCGAGGACGCGCUCGGCGCCGGCGCGGCGGCCUUCGAGCUCGCGCGCCGCGAGCCCGUGUGGGACGGAAAAGCUCCGCCCUCGGCGCUCGACGCUCAUGACGCGCCCGCGUCGCCGUCGGAAGGGCGCGUCGAGUUUGAUGAUAUACGCUUUGCCUACCCGGCGCGCAACGAGUCCCAGGUGCUCCGCGGCGUCAGCGUGCGCGUGGACCCGGGCGAACGCGUCGCGCUCGUGGGCGCCUCGGGCUCCGGCAAGAGCACGCUCACGAAACUUCUGUUGCGGCAGUACGGCGCGACCUCCGGCCGCGUGCGCCUCGACGGCGUCGACGUGCGCGACAUUCCCCAGGCGGACCUCGCCAGGAGGGUAGCGUCCGUCGAGCAGGACCCGGCGCUGUUCUCCGGCAGUAUCAGAGACAACGUCCGCUUCGGUCUUACGAAAGACGAUCCCCGCGCGGCCGACGAGAAGGUCGAACGCGCCUGCGCCGCGGCCGGCCUCGACGAGGUCGCCGCGCGCCUUCCCCAAGGUCUCGAGACGGCCGCGGGCGCCGCGGGUACCUUGCUCAGCGGCGGCCAGCGGCAGCGUAUUGCUAUAGCGCGGGCCUUGUUGCGGGACCCAUCAAUAAUUGUGCUCGACGAGCCGUCGUCAGCGCUCGACGCGCGGAGCGAGGCGCUCGUCCAGCGGACGCUCGACCGCCUGGACUGUUCUUUACUGAUCGUCGCGCACCGCCUCGCGACGAUCAAGGCCUGCGACCGCAUCUACGUGCUCGAGCGCGGUACUGUCGUCGAGGCGGGUACUCAUUCUGAACUUGUCGAGAGCGGCGGCGUCUACGCGGGCAUGGUGGCGCGCCAGAGCUUCGGGGACUAA
This is a messenger RNA of Pelagomonas calceolata, 1929 nucleotides long. The record is from the annotation of a GenBank genome assembly. NCBI's taxonomy places the organism in Eukaryota, Pelagophyceae, Pelagomonadales, Pelagomonadaceae.